UGGGGGCGACGGUGGGGGUCAGUCUCGAGGUUCCCUCGCCCGCUGAGCGAUGCCGUCCGAGCGGUUCCGCAUGGAGACGGUGGAGGCCCUGCGGGGCAGCCGCAAAGGGCAGCUCACCUACUGCCCAGACUGGAGGCCGCUCGGAGAGGAAAUUCUGGAAGGAUAUCAAGGCCCCCCUGAGCUGUCUCCCUACUCAGGCUGGGUGCUAGAAAAAAUGCUCUCCCAUUCUCCAGAGUCGCUUCCUCUGUUUACGGGCUCGGGACCGGGUGAGUCCGCCGUUACACGCAGGUGGUCCUCCCACACGAUCACUACUUCUCCUGCCAGCCAGCCGGUCUUCACACCAUUGACAACAGAAGCACCAAGCGAUAUACAGGAUUACAAGAAAGGGAGAACCCCGGAGAGCGACCAAGAAGCCUUUACUUCACCUCCGCUCUCGAAAAGCACCGGGGUCGAUGGCCUGAUACGUUUGCACGAGGAAAUCCAGAAGCUGAAAGGCAAGGAAGAGCUCAAGCACCGCUUGGAGCUGCAAGAGCAGGUGGUGAAGGCCGCGUCCGCUGAGGCCAGCGAGUUGCUGAAGCGCUUUGACGAGCUGAAGGAGCUGAAACAGCACCAGGAGUAUCAGCACCUGCAGCAAGAGAUCGAGGACAGCUCCAAAGAAGCUCAAGGCCAGCAGGAAAAACUAAAGGAGGAACAUCGCCGGAGAGCAAAGCUCUUGAGCCGGAAAUUGCGGGAGGCAGAGCAGCAGCGACAGCGGCAAGAGGAGCUGGAGCGCCAUCGCAGGGAAAAGGGCCAGGAGCGGCUGCGCUGCCUUUACUCCAUCCAGGAGGAGAUGCUGCAGAUCAACCAACAGAUCGGCCUCAGCUACAGGCAUAAAGAGUUGCCGGGCAUCGACCUCUCGCUCUACAGCAGCCGCGGCAAUCAGAUCUGCGGGGAGGUGUCGGGGCUUGUCCGCCUGGCCAGCGAGAGAGCGUUCUCCACGGAGGCGGAGGUGGCCUUGGCUGAACAAGUGCUGCAGGAAAUGCAUGAGCUGAUUUCUAACAUGCAGCAAGAAAUCGCUCUGGCCGUGGAAGAGAAGAGGCGGCACGAGGAGAAGCUGGCGGCGGCCGCGGCCGCGGUGGCAGCAGCGAGGGAGAAGAAGCAGGAGCUGCAGAAAGAGGAGGUGGCGAAAGCCCAAAUUCCUGACCAGGGGCUUCAGGUGAAGGCGGAGGAGACGACCAUGCGGUGGUACCAGCAGCUGCAGAAAGAGUCUGAGCAGUGCGUCGCUUCCUUCAGCCGGCUGGCCAGCAGCAAAGACAGCCAGGAGAAAAAAAUUAAAAUGGAUUUACAAAAAGCAGCAACUAUUCCUGUGAGCCAGAUUUCUACCAGAGCAGGCUCCCAGCUGAAAGAGAUAUUUGAAAAGAUCAACAGCCUCCUUUCCGGAAAGUCGGUGCACUGCGGUGGCCACAAUGUGUCUGUCGCUCAGCAUCCGGAAGGGCUGGAGUUCGUUUAUUUCAAACUGGCAGAGAAGUUUGUGAAACAAGGCGAGGAAGAGGUGGCUUCGCACCACGAGGCCGCUUUCCCCAUCGCCACGGUUGCGUCAGGCAUCUGGGAGUUGCACCCCCGGGUGGGCGACCUCAUUUUGGCUCACCUGCACAAAAAGUGCCCCUACGCUGUGCCGUUCUACCCUGCGCUGAAGGAAGGGAUGUCCCUGGAGGAUUAUCAGAGGAUGCUCGGCUACCAAGUGAAAGAUGCAAAAGUGGAACCGCAGGACAACUUCCUGAAGCGGAUGUCCGGGAUGAUCCGUCUGUACGCGGCCAUCCUUCAGCUGCAGUGGCCGUAUAAGGAUAGACAGACGACUCACCCACAUGGACUGAACCAUGCGUGGCGCUGGCUGGCCCAGAUGUUGAACAUGGAGCCUCUGGCAGAUGUGACAGCUACUCUUCUCUUUGACUUCCUGGAGGUCUGCGGGAACGCUCUAAUGAAGCAAUACCAGGUGCAGCUUUGGAAGAUGAUUCUCCUCAUCAGAGAAGAGUAUUUCCCCAGGAUUGAAGCAAUUACGAGGGAUGGAGAAAUGGGCUCCCUUGUCAGAUUCAAGCAGUUCUUGGAGAAAUGUUUACAGCGCAAAGAAAUUCCUUUACCGAAAGGUUUCCUGCCACCGUCCUUCUGGAGAUCGUGAUUUCCCUCCUUUCGCCUGCAUCUUCCCAGAAGCCCAAAGUCUCACCUGAUCUUCCCCUCGAGAGAGAGAUUUGCAUUUUAAUAAAAUAUUUGGAUCGUAUUGACGCCAGACGAUGUCCAGUCAACCUUACCCGGCUGUGAUCGUCAGAUUCGGAGCCCACAGCAGCUUGCUUCAGAAAUGUAUUUUGUGAAGCAUUUUAAAAUGUUGUCUGCACUUGCGUAUUCCUCUCAACUCUUCCCCCCUGGGGUUAUUAUGGGACACUUUAAAUGCGGCUGCAUUGCAUUUUACCGGCUGUCGCUCCUACCCUCAAACAGCUGGAGGAGAAACAAUUUCCCUUAAUCUCCCAAACUGCUCCUGAGUCUGAUAAACUCUGCAGAACUUUAAUAUAUCGUGCCAAAGAGCAGCGUGUCUCUGUUUUGGGAAUACCCAGGUCAUCGAGUAAGAAAACUAGUCGUAAAACAUUUUAAAUACCACAGGUGGCAUUUUAACUUGUGACUUUUAAUUAAAAUGUUGCUGUGCUUUGGAGAAACGGGAGCAGUCAAUUGCCUGUUAGGUUCAAAGGGUAGACACAGCGGAGGCAUUUGGGCUCAUCAAAGGCAGAGCUCCGUUCCUUUGAAAGUAACUGAUUUAUUUUCCUCUUUUCCAGAAGCACUCCCCCCACCCCAUUUUCAUUUUAAAAAGAGAGCUUUGUACUUGAGGGAGGAAUUGUCCCCCUCCCCUAAAUGACGAAGCAUUUGGGACUUUCGGAGAUGAAUGUGUUUCUCUGGCUUGUGUGUAUGUAAUUGGUUCAGAUGGAGAAGAUCUCCACAAAACAUUACACUUUUAAUUUUCGUGAAAACAGAACAGAAUUGUUCUUCCGUUCCUGUAGUUCAUAAACUGGGAGGGGGGGUAGGAAACAGGAUGACACACCUGUAACAUUCUUGACCAGUUUUAGGCAACUUGGUGACCACCAGAUCUUUUGGACUACAACCCCCGUAAUCCUUGCCCAUGGGUCAUGCUGAUGGGAGUUGCAGUCCAAAACACAUAGGACUUGCAUUCAAUUAUGUUGGACUCCAACACCCAUCAUCGCCCAUAGUCAGGGAUGAUGGGAGUUGCAGCCCAACAUCAUCCGGAGGACCAAAAUCCCCCACCCAUUCCAUAAACAAACUAAAAUGGUGAGAGUCCAUUUUUGUUUCUGUGUAUUCGUGCUGUGCAAUCAAGUUAGUCCUUCCUUCAUUGGUUUUAAACUUAACUAGGGUUUUUGUGCAGGCGUGAUGUGGAGGCAGGGCCUUUGCCACUGUGGGAGGGUGUGUGUGUAUGUAUGUAAGUAUGUAGGUUGGGUUCUCCUGGCAGCGAUUCAAUCAGUUUCACCGAACUGCUGAAUUACUAUUUUGUAUCCGUCUUCCACAAUAAUUAUUCUGAGAACAUAUUGUCGGAGAAUGUGGCCACAAAGAUCAUUAAAAGCUAAAAAGAGCUUUAAUUUAAA
Messenger RNA from Elgaria multicarinata webbii, 3620 nucleotides. It is a transcript of the gene GLE1, whose product is annotated as GLE1 RNA export mediator. Gene Ontology annotation, molecular function: translation initiation factor binding; phospholipid binding; inositol hexakisphosphate binding. Gene Ontology annotation, biological process: poly(A)+ mRNA export from nucleus. The transcript has 16 exons. The record is from RefSeq and is a predicted model, not a curated record. The coding region runs from base 50 to 2155 and encodes 701 amino acids. Gene Ontology annotation, cellular component: cytoplasm; nuclear pore cytoplasmic filaments; nuclear pore. NCBI's taxonomy places the organism in Eukaryota, Metazoa, Chordata, Lepidosauria, Squamata, Anguidae.